CCUCCUUGACACGUUCGAUCUUGUCGUACUUUCCACCUGCAACGUAAAGAAUUCGAUUUAUUCGGUGAUUUGUAACCAGUUCACAGAAAUAUUUGUUCUACGAUCCGGUAAUGUCGUGCGCAACUAAAUCACUGACUCUUGAAACUACCGAACCUAACCGAAUCCUCGCCGCGGAAUGCGAGCUGGAAAGUCGGUAGUGCGGGAUUAAACGCGUCACCGCGCAGUACUUGUCAACAUUGUACACCGAUUGGACGGUUGUGUACUCUGAGUACGUCACUUUCGACGAAUAAGAGCAUGGAUAACGUCAGCGUCGACCAAUCGGUGCAAAGCACGGCUGCAGUGCUAAAAAUUAGACACGUCACGACGGGGAAUUUGGGUACUCGUUCAGUCGAUAAACGUUUUCUUUUUCGUUUAUCAACGUUUUUAAUUUAUUUCAAAGAUACAUUCCUUAAGGAAAAUUAUUUUAUUGUAAUCCUACGAUAGAUAUUGAUUAUUGAAUAAAAGUUUUCAUGCCGUCGAACGAUAAACGCGUUGGAGGCGGAAGAAACAAAAAGUCACUAAACGUUCAAAUUGGUUUGGUGACACGAUGCCGCAUGAUGCAAAAAUCUCGGCUCGUUACAAGGACGUCGGAACAAUUAGAUAUUACGUGACGAUGGAUUAAUUACAGAAAGAUAUAAUGUAUCGUGUUUCUCACGAUUACGUUUAUUUUCGAGCACCGUCGCCUUACAAAUGUAAUGUUAUCGUUAGAGUACAUCAAUAGUGUUCGUACUGAAUAGAACGCGGUUACUAGAUGGAGUUAACAGUACCAUAUUGCGUGUAUCGCACGUGACAUAUACGUAUUUAGAGAUAGAAAUCGAUCGUAAAUGUGGAUAGUAGAUAUUUGAAACUGCGCGUCAUUUUAUUUCGUAUCCGAACGCCUUUCGUUCGCUAUUUUCUAUUCCUUUUUUCAAAAGUGGAAACGAGAAAUCGAGUGGACCAACAUGAGAGUGACGCAUCCGGAAGUCUUGUUUGAAUCGGGGGGGAAAUGUGUGUUGAAAUAACAAGUUUUUUAUUUUCAUUUGUUAUGUUUUAAGAUUUCCAUAAAAUUUAUGGACACACGUUGAAUUCAUAAACAUUAGAAGGCAUCAUUUUAAUUUAUAUCUAUUAUAUCGAAACAAUGAGUUGUUUCGACCAAACUUUUCCAUCCACCGUCAUCCAUUAACCAUCUUUCAUUUUAAUUAAUUAACCAAAGAAAAAAGGAACAUGUUAUCCAACAGAUAACCAUGUAAUUAAUUCAAGUCCGUCUGAGGAAUCCAUAGAUUACGAAACAGGAUAAUCUUAAAUACAGAAACUAAUGAUGAACAAAACAGAUUCCACCGAUCUUACGAAUCGCAUUAAGUCGUUGUUGGAGAUAAUGACGAAUAAUUGUUCAGAAGAUGAAAAUUCUGAAGAUGAAGGGUAUUCUAUCAGUUCGGAUGAAAUGAGCUCAGAAAAUGAUGAUAACGACGAUAUUCAAUCUGAUUUAAGCGAAACUGGAGAUUUUUCCAACGAAGACUACCAUUCCACCGUAUUUCGUUUGAAUAAAUUUUUUCGAGACCACGUAGAGAAUACAGAGAAACACCUACCUUCAACCUUGAAUAAUAACGAACCUAAUAAUAUACAGUUCGAGGAAAAAAUGUACAGGGUUAUCCCGUUAAAAUUGGACGAAAAAGUCUUGAAAUCAAAGAUCCCGUUUGUUCUAAAUAAAAAUAAAAAUCAAAGUAAAUAAU
Messenger RNA from Osmia bicornis bicornis, 1748 nucleotides. RefSeq lists its product as uncharacterized. Lineage: Eukaryota; Metazoa; Arthropoda; Insecta; Hymenoptera; Megachilidae. The transcript is spliced from 3 exons. Bases 1334 to 1747 code for a protein of 137 amino acids. The record is from RefSeq and is a predicted model, not a curated record.